AUGACAAUUGCGUCGCGCCAGCGCUCCUCGUCCAAUAUCUCGAAUACCUCUGAUAGAUCAGGCCGUCGCGGCCCUCCCACCCCCCUCUCUGCGAGCCGCUCCAACCUUGGCGUGCCCAACGAUCUGCUGCUGAACGACGUGCCGAGCGUGGGCUCGCCUGCCUCGUCGCUCCUUAUACCCUCCGGCGGAACAAGUUCACCCUAUCCGCUGCUGUCGCCGGGGAACAACUCCUACUCGACCAGCCCGCGGGGCCGGGCGCAUACCGUUGCGGACCCGAACCUCAUACAGCGGCAGCAAAGCUAUCUGCAAAAGCCCGUCAUGCAUCAGUACAUCCCCCCACCGCCUCCCCAGCCCACCUCGACGCCCGCUCCUCAUAACAUCAACAACCUCCCGCCGCCUCCUCCCCGACCCGUCAAUACGAACACUCUUGGCGGCAUCAAUAUACCCCCUCCGCCUCAGAACUAUGGUUGGGGCGCGCCGCGACAGUACCAGCCUCAGGGCUACAAUCCCAGCCUCUAUCACAGCUACCAGCCAGGCCUCCCUCCUCCACCGUCUGGGCCGCCACCUCAAACUCAACCGCAACAGCAGGAGGCCCCUUUGACCUCAGCGACAUACAUUCCAGGCGGAGAGUCAUUUGGUCCGGGGGUUGGCAUUCCGCCUCUUCACACUUCAAGGCAGUACAUCGAGCCGGCCUUUUAUCGCGAAGAGAAUUAUUCUGCCAACACCGAAGGUUCCGCCACCAGCUUUCCUGCACAGGACCAGUAUGGUACCAGCACGAGCUAUGCCCCGUCUAAUCGCAGUCACCUCAAUAUUCCCACCGACAGAGCCCAGACAUAUGACUCGCCGGGACCGCCAACCGCCACGCUCCAGAACCCGAACCCACAGGCGCAUGGCAGUGUCUACUAUCGCACUGAAAGCGCUGGAACAACCCCAAUAUCGCCGCACGAUGCUGCUACACAAUGGCCUGCCGAGCGCGUGCAGAUGUGGUUGGCCAACAAUAGCUUCUCGAGGGAUUGGCAGGAGACGUUUAAGGCGUUGGGUCUGGAAGGAUCAAGAUUCCUCGAAAUCGGGAGAGGCCAUGGCGGGAAGGGUAACGUUGCUAUGAUGCACCAGGUCAUCUUUCCUCAGCUGGCGAAGCAAUGCACCGCAAGUGGAACCGGCUGGGACCAAAACAGAGAGAGGGAUGAGGGUCGAAAGCUACGUAGGCUAGUGCGUGCCAUUGUGGAGACUGGAAGCUCGAGCAACGUGCGGAUGCCGCAACGUGCUGAUACUGGAAUGACUCUGGCCAGUGCAGGUACAGAGGGGACGCUCGAGAACUCACCCUAUCUGGGAACUCGGAUGGACUUUGGCUCCACGCCCACAACUGCAGGAGGUGGUGAGGAGAGUCCUGGACGACAAAUGCCUUUGAACUCCCCUGCAUCUGCUACGGCGCCUAGACGGAUAUCGACCCAGCGCAACUUCACCGUGCCUGGCCUUGGACCGCCUCCAGACUACAACGAAGCGGCUGGUCGCAGCGAGUAUUCCAAGAAUGUGCUGCGAGACCUAGACUCGAAAACUAAACGACACAGCCCUAAUGCGUCCGGAGAAUUUACCCCUUCGUCAUUCGGUGCAAUGAGCCAUCGGGAUGCAAUGAGGCAAGCAAGCCCGCAGCAUAGCCCCGCUCUCCAGUCGGCACGUCUCGCCACCAAUGGAAGCCAGCUGAGUGCUGGACUGAGCUCAUCUGCUCCGCGAUAUUAUAGUCAUCAGCGCGGCAACAGUUCGGAAUCGAAUUUGUCCACAUUUGCGACGGCGGGCUCCAUCACAGGAGGAUCUGGGCCGCCGUCGGGCAGGUCUUUCGACGGCCGCUCUGAGAGCCGCAACGAGAACCGCAACGAGAGCCGAAGGAAUGGAUACGACGGCUCUCGGCCCGGGACCGGCAUGUCGAGGCACGAUAGUGCAGAGAUCCCCACGAGUGCGAAAGAACAUAAGGGUUUUCUGCCCAAGUUCAUGCGACGCGACAAGAAGAAGGAUGAGGGUCACCCCUCCCCAGAUGAUACUAGCCUAGACUCCCCGACCAGUCCUGCGAGCCAUCGGCAUUUUGCUGGCUUUACCAAGUCGGGCAUGAACUCCAGCGAGACGUCGUUGAAUGAUCGUCCUCCCUCAAGACGCUCCGCUCAAACUGACACAGAAAGCCGGACAAUAGGGCGUGGAAGAGGGUCUUCAACCAGGGAAAGCGAACGCAGAUUCGCCUUUGUGACGCCCGACGGCUGGAACUACCGGCUCGUGGACGUCUCCGGCGCGACUUCAGCCGCUGCUCUGCGAGAAGUCGUUUGCGAAGAGCUCAAUCGGGGCCUGAGCCAGAUACCCGGUGUUCAGCUACACCUCACCUCCCCAGGUCAAUACGAGCAUGACGACCCUCUAUCCGACUCAAAGCUGCUGAAAGUUCGCUCGCAGUACGGCAAUAGGCUUGGCGAUCUAAAGAUAUUCGUCAAAGUCCCGCGGGAAGCGACCGUACCGCCUUCCGCCGGCUUAGGUGUCUCAAUCCCGCCCCCUUCUGGAAAGCCAAUAGACGAGGCUACAUAUGCGCGCCUGAAUGCCGACUCACAGCUGGACUCUCCUGAUGUUAAAUCCGGUGAAUCCACUCUGGUCCCUGGGAAGAGUGCCGGUCUACGGAAACUCGCGGAAAGGGACGAGUUGACCCCGGAGGCUGUCGCUGAACGUUUGAAUGGCGGUAGCAGAGCACCGGAGCCGUCCUGGGCUGUUGGCGAUGAUCUGCCCGAAACAGAACGCCAAAGGCUUCUCCAGGCUGCUGAGGAACACCAACGAGAGAACAAACGUAAGCAGGAAGCAUAUCUCAAGUCUCGCCAAGAGAAGCUCAGAAAGGAGACGUCGCCCAGUCGGUCAUCACCUGGGGAGGUCGGCUUCCACAGUCCGGGCGUCAUUGAUUUUGACGAGCGCCGUGAGUCUCCAUAUGAAGAUAAGAGGCAUUUCGAUGAUCGAAGAAAGAGCAAACAGCUGGUGCCGCUUAGGGAGCCUCCCCCUGUACCUCCAGAUUCGAGCACCCUCAUUAAAGCCAAUUCCCUGUCAAAAAAUAAGAAAGACCGGACGUCGUGGCCCGACGGCGAGGACUCUCAAAACAAACGGAGGUCAACCGAGGCAGAGCCUUCGAAGCGAAAAGCCAUCCCGCAAGGUCCAUCAGCGGGUCUAUCCAGCAUCGCUGCUGCCAUCAUUGGUGCCGGCACCGUUGGCAGUUCCGUCGGCGCUGCAAACAAAGCGCCUCCCAAACCGCCCCCGAAGGACUCCGCUCGAGAUAUCUCCCCUGAAAGUGUUCGUCCGUCGCAGAGAAUAUUGCAGGAAAGUGGGUUUGGGGGAUCUUCAGGUUCCGGUAAGAACAGUCCAGGUGGGUCGCCUCGCAGUCCUGGGUCCCUUACAAUGAGCAAAGGCAAUGUGCCGUUCACGAUACCUGACUAUGAGGAAGAUGUACCAGACGACGUGUCUCUCGAUAGACCAAGUCUCACGCUCAAGAUGCCGAGUGCACCGAAUCCGACCAUCGCGAAGCUCAAGGACGAGCAACACUCUAGAACAAGGUCUCCAGACAUUAGCCCUCACUCGGCACAUCCGCCAGCAUCCACACUAUCGAGAGAACCGUCAAGAGUCUCGGUGUAUGGGCCCACGCUUGACUUUGAAGAGACACGGGUAUCGUUCCAUUCUAAAUCGCCCAUGCUGGCCCCUGUCGAUUCGGACGAAGAUGAUUCCGAUGAAGGCUUGUUUGCUAUGCCGUUAGCCAAGGCAGGCCCGCCAACUCCCGCUAAGAGUGGCUUCUCGACUCCGAGCGACUCACGCACCCAGCGCCCUUCGCUCACUCUCAAGACCUCGCGAUCAAAGAACUCGCUUGACAGGGUGGCGGAUAGAUCGGGCGAGCACAGUGCAGCCACGGACGAGACGCGCAACUCGCAGCCUAGUGACGCUCAUCCGGAAUCAGCUGCCUCUGCCACUUGGACGGACUCACCCGAUGAUACGAAUAGAUUCAUGCGGCGCGAAUCGUUUGCCAGCGACCUUUGGGCGAAUCGUCCUCCUGCCGAAGCCCUGGUAGAGCACUUAGACGAGUUCUUCCCGAACGUCAACCUUGACCAGCCAAUGCUCGAAGAAGACGUAACCGACACAGAUGCGUCGACUGAGCUCACUAGCGAUUUCUCUAGGGACAGUCGAUCGGUUACUCCCAUGUCUUCGUUUGAGGAUACCGGCACCAUGACCUCCACCAACACCGUCCUUAAUCGAUCCUCCGUCCAAUCAAUGGCGCAGCGCAACAUUAGGAAGUCGGGCGUGGGCCUUGGGCGGACCAAGUCUAUUCGCGAGGUUGUCAAGUCCCAAUAUCAACCUCUCGAGAAGCGGCCUCUCACCGGACAGGGUAUCCCAGCGGCCGGUCCCUCCCGCGUUGCUACUCUCCGCGGUGGUGGCGACAUUGUGCGAAGGAAGUCGACCAAGAUGUUCCACGCAAAGAUCGAACAGGUGAAGCCGCCAAGAGGGUCUCGGUUGAUCCAGCUGGAGACCAUUCCGCAAGACCACUUGCCCUUGCCGCAACGCCAACCCACCUUCAAAUGGAUGAAGGGUCAGCUCAUCGGAAAGGGAACAUUCGGGCGUGUCUAUCUCGGUAUGAACAUCACCACCGGUGAGCUGAUUGCAGUGAAGCAAGUUGAAGUGAAUCCAAAGGCCGCUGGUUCAGACAAGGACAAGAUCAAAGAGCUAGUGAAGAGUUUGGACCAGGAGAUCGACACGAUGCAACAUCUGGACCACCCCAACAUCGUGCAGUAUCUUGGCUGUGAACGCAAAGAAUACAGCAUCUCCAUCUUCCUCGAGUACAUUAGCGGUGGCUCGGUCGGAUCCUGUAUUCGCAAGCACGGUAAAUUCGAGGAAUGUGUGGUCAGCUCUCUUACCAGGCAGACCCUGUGUGGUCUGUCGUACCUACACAGAGAGGGUAUCCUGCACCGCGACCUCAAGGCCGACAAUAUCCUCCUCGAUCUGGACGGCACUUGCAAGAUCUCUGAUUUCGGUAUUUCCAAGAAGACUGAUAACAUCUACGGCAACGAUAUCACGAACAGCAUGCAAGGCUCCGUCUUCUGGAUGGCACCCGAGGUUAUCCGUUCGCAAGGUCAGGGCUACUCCGCCAAGGUCGACAUUUGGUCGCUCGGCUGCGUGGUGCUCGAGAUGUUCGCUGGAAAGCGACCUUGGUCCAAGGAAGAGGCUAUCGGCGCAAUCUACAAGCUUGGCAGUUUGAACCAAGCUCCUCCUAUCCCCGAGGACGUCUCUAGAGUCAUUGGGGUGGAGGGCCUGAGCUUCAUGUACGACUGCUUCACGAUUGACCCCGCCGAACGUCCCACUGCCGAGACGUUGCUCCGCUCACCCUUCUGCUUCCUGGAUCCCAACUACAAUUUUCUCGACACCGAACUGUACGCCAAGAUCAGAGGCGCCUUCCAGUAA
Messenger RNA from Trematosphaeria pertusa, 5457 nucleotides. RefSeq names its product MAP kinase. The record is from RefSeq and is a predicted model, not a curated record. Gene Ontology annotation, biological process: protein phosphorylation. Lineage: Eukaryota; Fungi; Ascomycota; Dothideomycetes; Pleosporales; Trematosphaeriaceae. Bases 1 to 5457 code for a protein of 1818 amino acids. The transcript has 2 exons. Gene Ontology annotation, molecular function: protein kinase activity; ATP binding.